Molecule: messenger RNA, 201 nt
Organism: Histoplasma mississippiense
Lineage: Eukaryota; Fungi; Ascomycota; Eurotiomycetes; Onygenales; Ajellomycetaceae
Exons: 2
Coding region: 1-201 (66 amino acids)
Source: RefSeq, a predicted model, not a curated record
AUGGAUGCUGGAACCCACGCCCCCGAUUAUUCUACAACCUCAAUGUUUUCUUUAGUAACUCAGGGAAUCGCAAUGACUGUGAGUCGAUUGCUGAAGGGCGAUAUGCUUCAGUCUGGAAACAAAUGGCAAAAUGGAGGAGAGAUCCUUUUCGACGCUGAGAUCCCCAACGAAGCGGAGGAUGGCGGUGAGGAAGUUAAGUGA